This is a messenger RNA of Zymoseptoria tritici IPO323, 1938 nucleotides long. RefSeq lists its product as uncharacterized. NCBI's taxonomy places the organism in Eukaryota, Fungi, Ascomycota, Dothideomycetes, Mycosphaerellales, Mycosphaerellaceae. The record is from RefSeq and is a predicted model, not a curated record. The transcript has a single exon. Gene Ontology annotation, biological process: regulation of transcription by RNA polymerase II. Gene Ontology annotation, cellular component: mediator complex. The annotation marks the transcript as partial. Gene Ontology annotation, molecular function: transcription coregulator activity.
CCGACCAUGAACUCGCGCGCUGGACUUUUCCUAUGGCUGAAUGCCGCUCUUGCUGCAAGACCCCUGACAGACGACAUGACUCUCCUAGGCUAUCUUCACGCGAGAUACCCGGGCAACGUGCAAUCCCUGAUUGUUGAUCUCUUGGUGGCAUCCUUUGACAAUCUGACCAAUGCCAUGCUACGGAAGGAGAUUCGGCAGAAUGUCAAGGUGAUUCGAUCAUUCAUCUGUAAUAAGCUGCCCACUCUUAUUGCUAUGCUUUGUGGUAGCAUUGGAGAGCAGAUCACUCCCGAGGCUUGUAUCCAGAUGGCUUUGAUACCCGGCGGCUUGAUCUCAAUGACGCCUCUUCCUCCCAUCAGCAACGGCGCCACAGAUAUCGAGGAAAGUCUGAAGGGAACCCGCUUAGAAUUCCUCCAGGCCUGCGCUUUGCACGGUCUCGUUGCGGAGAGCACGAUCGCAGCGAUACUGCGAGGACCCAUUGCGCUUCCAAGAGUCACCAAAUACAGCAAGGAAACGCUGGUGGCGCAGUGUGCUAACAACCCCAGCCGCCUGGCGCCAUUGAUUGACGACCUCAACGGCAUGCAGGGAAAUGCCGGGGCGAUAUCCGGAUGCGUCGUCGAGACCAUCAGCAACCUGUGCAUGAGCAAGGACACCAUGUCGUUGAAGACAGUCUGCAACGAAUUGAUCAAGAGAAUCGCCUACAUGGAUGUUGUCAUGCAAUACACGCAACCACAGAUGUUACUAUUGCCUUUGUGCAAUCUGCUCAAUGAGUGGAUGCAUGACCAGGAUCAGACAGAAUUCACUCCAUCGUAUGAGGAGUUUGCAUCAAUACUGCUGCUCACUCUGGCCACGAUGCACAGAUAUGAAAUCCAAUGGCCAGACAUCGGUGUCCUCGAGGAUAGCUUCAUUGCAAGGCUCCUCGACGACAUGUCAUGCAGCAAGCCACCUUCGGAGCUUCCAGACGAGCAAGGGUCUCAGUUGGCUAAAUGGAUCGAGGGCCUGUUUGCGGUCGACGACAGCGGCGAAACCAUUGGUAUUGGAGAUGAUGUAAUGCGGCAAUGCUCUCCACAAAACUUCUAUCUGCUGGUUCCAACUCUCUUUGAGCAGAGUGUGCUGGCCUGUCGAUCGAACGCACUGGCUAUCAAUACAUUCAAGGGCGGCCUGGAGUUGCUUCUUGAACCAUUUCUUCUACCAUCGCUCAUCAUGGGACUUGGCUGGCUUGUGGAACACUCAUGGGAAGAUCACAACGACGUCGAUCUGCUACUGCAAGUGCUCGAGAAGCUACUCAAACCAUCGAGUACCUCUCAAGAAACGCAGGCCAUGCACAGGACCAUCCUGUCAAUGGUCGCCACGCCAUGGCACGACUCUCUUCAAGAGCUACAACGACGGCAGCCUGACAAGAAGAAAGUUGCUGAACUCAGCGCAUUGCUCACACCUUACCUCAGCAACCAACGCACUCUGAGCUGCCGCCGCAGCGAACUAAACGACUGGAUCCAAAAUGAAGGCGCACUGAAAGCCCGCGUGCAGCAGUCUCUUCGUGAACUCAUUCGAUGGGCCUCGACCUCGACCAAUCCUCCAGACCCGCCUCCUCGCUACGCCCACAAAUUAUUCGCCGUAGCAUGCCAGGCUCUCUCUCCAGAGAAACUCCUUUCCAUCAUCCUCGGCGAGAUCACAGCCACGGACUUUUCCACAAUACCCACCGCCCUCGACGUAUGCGCUUCGAUGAUUUGUGCUCCAACCGCACUUUCCGCAGCAACUCACCAGCCUGGCUCCGCAAUCGCUCUUUCACCUGUGAGGACUCUGCGCAACCACAUUCGACACCUCGUAUCCGAACCACAAGCUCUCCUCACCCGUCUCCAGCGCAACGCCGAAGCCCUCGUGCAGCUCUCCCGCCGGAUUGAGUCCCAGCUAUCAAUUGCGCAAAUGCCAGCUCUGACUAUC